AUGAACGGCCGUGAUCGUCCCCGUCCACCGGCGACGAAUGAUGCGCGACGCGGAGCUGAUCCUCGCAAUGGCUCUGGCUCCGGUUCCGGGGAUGGAUCCAUGUCCAGAGCCGAGAAGUUCGAGGACGAGAAGAAGCGCAUCAUUCAAAGUUGCUACUCUAAGAAGGAUAAUGAUGGAACUUUGAUUGAAUCUUAUAUUACGCACGUCCGCAUCACGGAAGAUGCGGCGCACCCCUCAACCCCUGCCCCACCGGACUCAGCUCCGGGGAACAAGAAACCUCGCGUUAUUAUAGUAUCCGUUCGAAGAUCAGGUCGUGUUCGAAUGCACAAAGCCCGUGAGAAUAAUGAUGGCACCUUCUCCAUUGGAAAGACGUGGAUGCUGGACGAUCUUACGGGGAUUCAGUCGUACAGCGCUUUUAUGCCAAAGUCACCAACCGAACAACAACAUAAGGACUGGGCAGGAAGUGUUGGAUUCGUUGUUAGCGUGGGAAAACCAUAUUACUGGCAUGCCAGAAGUUCCAAGGAAAAGGAGUUCUUCAUUGGCAGCUUGGUGAAGAUUUACAAGAAAUAUACUGGAGGCAAAGUACCGAAUCUCAUUGGGUUCGACGAGAGAGAAAGACAACUGCUUGUUGGCGGUACAGGUCCCUCAGCUCCUUCAGGCCCAGCUCCACCGGGCUCGCGGGGUGGUCCUGAGCCCUCGACGGAUAUUCCCUCCCCUCCUCAACACCCACCUCCGCCGCCAUCAUUUAGCCGCGAUCCGAGUCGCGAUGGAGCUCGGGAGGUUCGGCGAAGGCCCUCCGAGGACCCUGUUCUUCGGUCUCAAAAGAGCCGUGAGCAGAUGAGUCGUCCAUCUACUGCUUCAAAGCCGGCACCAUCACCUUUCGGCCCGCCUCAAAACCCACCGCCUAACGUGCCACUCCCGCGCGCGGAACCGAAAAGCAGGGAAGCAACAACAUUCCUGCAUACCGGCGAUGAGUCUAACCAGGGCCCUGCACAAGACGAAAUUCGUCCUCCAUCCUCUCGGGAGGGUCGCGCAGCAAUUCCACCCUCCCUUCUGGCGGCUCGAGCACCCGAACCAAGACCCUUGGAACCCAAGCGCAGCACAGACGCUCUACGCCCCACGACACCUGGGUCAUUCACCAGUGAAACCCGUGGUAUCACUGCAAGCCCUGGAAGCGGCAUUGGCCAGAAGUCUCCGUAUCGUGAUGCUCCUGAGAAACCGUCUGCAGUGGCCCAAGAACCUGCACCAGAAGCCAUUGCUGCCCCUACAGUCGCUCCGGAAAUACCCAAGCCUGCACCUCCACCCGAAGCAGAACCUCCAACUUCACCAUCAGUUGCAGAGCCUGAAGCAGUAGCAACUGCAGCCGGGGCCGAAGAAACAUCGAAAUCUCCACCAGCAGAAACCGGUGUCUCCAAAGAGGCGACUCCCACUAGUCCUACGAAGGCAGCCGAUGAAGAGACCGAGGCACAUCGCCCAGGGCUAGGCCCAAUGAUCAAGAAAAAAUCUGCAAAGGAUAUUGCAAGUGCUUUCCGCAAGGCUGCCACUACCUAUGGUGCCUUCAAACCACGUCCUGGCGGAGCUGGGGAGCGUCUCCUCGCAGCAGCAAAGAAGCAACAGGCCGAGGCUAUGGGCCCAGAUGGCAUCACUGGAGUUGUUCCCGCACCUUCCAGAUCUGCCAACGAUGCGUCGAAGACAUCUGUAGAUGAUACUGCAGAGCGAGAAGCAUCAGCAGCAUCUGUGCCACCCGCUACUAUUAGCCCGCAGCCCGUGACACCAACUGUUGAAGUCACGCAACAUCUAGGCGAGGAUUCUUUGCCUCCUUCAGAACCUGCACCCGCAGCGACGGAAUCGAAAGAUUCCCUGUCAGAACUCACAAAAGUGGACAGCCGUACCAGAAGUCCAUCCCCCGGUGCCCAGAGUCGCCGUCGGAAACGCCGUGAAGAUCACACCAUCAAAUACUGCCAGUCUCUUGGGAUUGACCCCAGUGUUCUGGAUGGACGGGGUAUUGACUUUGAUGAUAUUUUGACGGAUUUGGGAUGGAACGGCCGACUGGGUGACGAGCAGAAGAUCGAAGAUUUGGAAGCAGACGUCCGUCGGGAGAUUGGCCGCGUUGAAGCAACCAGCUGGCUGGGUAACCUUGAACAGCAAGAAGGCAAGGUAGAGCAACUGGCUGUCCUGAUCGACAAAACCAUUGAAGAGUGUGAGGAGCUGGAUGGCUUGCUCACGCUCUACUCGCAUGAAUUGAACACUCUACAUGAUGAUGUUGCAUACAUUGAAGCUCAAUCUCAAGGUUUGCAGGUGCAGACUGCCAACCAGAAGCUUCUUCAGAACGAGUUGCAAACUCUCCUCAAAACUCUCUCGAUUUCUCCAUCCGAUAUCCGUCCCCUCAGAGAGGCCUCUUUGACCAACCCCGAUGGAUUGAAGGAGACUGAGACUGCGCUCUCGACACUAUACAAGGCGAUGCUGAUGAUUGAUGCUGAUAUUGGGCAAAACAAGAAGAGGCAGGCCGACGCCAGCGUGGGCGUUUAUGCAAAUACCGAGAUUGGCCAAAUGCGUGCAAUCAAGGAGAGAAAGGGCGAGUAUCGCCAAGCCGCCUUGACAUUCCUUCAGCGUCUGAAACCAUUCAUGGCCGUCGCCUUGAAGACAGCGGAACAGAAAGGGGCGGAUGCCGCUGUUGGCUCACCCAAAGACCCCAUGAAGCUGGACGGCUCUGCCCGACAGAAAUUCCGCGAAGAAGUAUGGAGAUAUAAUCCGUUGAUGCUUUUUGCAAAGGAAGUCAGUACGUCGGAAUGGCACGACCUAGUUCAGCUGUACGAGCAGCAAUCCAAGCCGUCUUACCAGAAUGACUUCCGCGACAACACGCUGGCGUGGAAGAAGGCAGCUCGCAAGCCUACUGGAGAGGAGCAGGAACUCCUCUUCACGCACCAAGAGAAAGAGAAAGAAGGCGAGGGCAUCACAAUGGCUGCUCGUAAGCUGACCGUUCGUCGCGGCAAGACCAUCCGAGCUGCAACUGGUCUGCGCUUGGCUUCGAGCGAGAAGAAACCCACAAGCAAGGUCGAACCGUGCGAGGCAUUCGCAUCAGGUCUACGAGAGACAUUGCAUAUGAUUACCGACGAGCAGAACUUUGUUGUUCAGUUCUUCCACCUCGACUCUCUUGCUACUGCCGACUUUUCGGACCUGGUGGCUGCUGCAAGCCCAGAAGGUCGCCAAUGCCCCGACUUCACCGUUAAACACUCCCCUGAUCCCGACCGCCAGAUGGCGAAGCGUGUCGAGCAGAUUAUGGAUGAAAUUUAUGCUUUCUGGCCUAACGACCUGCAGAGCAUGGUGGAUUGGGCGGUGCAAGCUGAUCCAAUGCAAGGGAUUGGCAUCCUGUUCGCUCUCGAGUCAGCUAUGACUGAACUCGACGACACUAAUCAAGAAUUCAUCACUCACUCUCUGCAGAAGGUCCACUCGCGAUUGAUGGGCUUGUUCAAUCGGUUCGUGGAUGAACAGAUCCGUGGUAUUGAGGAUACGAAGGUCAAAGUCAACAAGCGAAAAGGUGUCAUUUCCUUCAUGCGAAUCUUCCCCAAUUUCUCCACGGCUGUUGAAAACAUGCUGGCCAACACGGUUGCCGAGACUUGUGACAUCCGUGUAAGUGUGAAUGAUGCAUACGACCGCAUCAACCGGGCCAUCGCUGGAGAUCCCGAGGACAAAGAGGUCCUCAACUACCACAUUUUGCUUAUUGAGAAUAUGAACCACUACGUCGAGGAGGUUGAUGUACACAGCCUGCCAGUGCUCGAACGCUGGGGGGACCGAGCACGCCAAGACUUUGACGAGCACAUGAAACUGUAUCUCGACGCCGUCAUCCAUCGUCCCCUGGGCAAGUUGCUUGACUUUAUCCAGUCCGUCGAAACCCUGCAGGCCAAUGGCAACCCGGGAGAGAUUGCAACGCGUGCCAGCCACUCCCGCAUGGUGGCUAAGAAGGUGCUCUCCUCGUAUGACGCCAAGGAAGUCAAGCGUGGCGUGGAGAUGCUCAAGAAGCGAGUUGAGAAACACUUUGGCGAUGCCGACGACCCUGGUCUUAGCCGCAGCCUGGUGCUCAAGGUGCUCCGUGAAUGCGAGCUUCGCUAUGAGAAUGCAUGGGACCGUACUCGGCACAUUAUCGAUACGGUGUACGAGGGACAGCUGGAGAUGGAUUGGCGCAAGGAGGAUGCCGUGACCAUGUUCCGGAAAUGA
Penicillium cataractarum is the source of this 4215-nucleotide messenger RNA. Its product is annotated as GTP-Rho binding exocyst subunit SEC3. The record is from RefSeq and is a predicted model, not a curated record. Gene Ontology annotation, cellular component: plasma membrane; exocyst. Bases 1 to 4215 code for a protein of 1404 amino acids. Gene Ontology annotation, biological process: Golgi to plasma membrane transport; exocytosis. Gene Ontology annotation, molecular function: phosphatidylinositol-4,5-bisphosphate binding. NCBI's taxonomy places the organism in Eukaryota, Fungi, Ascomycota, Eurotiomycetes, Eurotiales, Aspergillaceae. The transcript has 4 exons.